UUCUGACUAUUUCAAUUAACGCCUGGCGUGGAGGGGCCGCUGCACAGGAUUAGAAGGUUGCAAACUCAGCCAGCUCCAUCAUGGGCACCAGCCUCCCCAGCGUCCAGGACACCUUCCAAAGGAGUUGCCUCAGAAAGGCGUUAACAGUCCCCAUCACCCAGGACAGGCCCUCUUCUCAUCAGGGAGGAGAUAGAGGACGUCGAAGCUGCACACUCUGCAACAGAUUUAUGUAUGGUCCUUCCCCUCUGCCUGAUUUCUGAAUAGUUCAAGAACUUAUCAUUUUUGUUUUGCACUAUCGCCUUCCCGCUGCGUGGGAACAGGAGGAUGGCGGGCCUGGAGCUGCUCUCCGACCAGGGCUACCGGGUGGACGGCCGGCGGCCGACCGAGCUCAGGAAGAUCCGCGGUCGCAUGGGCGUCUUCGCACAAGCCGAUGGCUCGGCCUAUAUCGAACAGGGGAACACCAAGGCUCUGGCGGUGGUAUACGGGCCGCACCAGAUCCGUGGGGCUCGCAGUAAGGCCCUCCACGACAAAGCCACUGUGAACUGCCAGUACAGCAUGGCGACCUUCAGCACCGGCGAGCGGAAGAGGAGGCCUCACGGUGACCGCAAGUCCACGGAGAUGACCCUGCACCUGAAGCAGACCUUCGAGGCAGCCAUCCUAACACAGCUCUACCCGCAGUCCCAGAUUGACAUCUAUGUGCAGAUUUUGCAGGCGGACGGCGGGAAUUACUGCGCCUGCGUGAAUGCAGCCACGUUGGCGGUGAUCGACGCCGGCAUCCCCAUGCGAGACUACGUGUGCGCCUGCUCCACGGGUUUCGUCGAGGACACCCCCCUGACGGACCUCAGCUACAUUGAGGAGUCGGCAGGAGGGCCGCAGGUGGCCAUGGCCGUGCUGCCCAAGUCGCAGCAGAUCGCGCUGCUGGAGAUGAAUGCGCGGCUGCACGAGGACCACCUGGAGAAAGUGGUGGAGGCGGCGGUGAAGGCGUGCCAGGAUGUCUAUACUGUACUGGACCGUGUGGUCAGGGAGCACGUGCAGGAGGUCACUGCGCUGGCCGGUGAAUGAAUCCACGGCUCGGUGUUUGUAAAUAAAGGGUUUGUACCAAAAGGUUCUUCUUCUUCAU
Mobula hypostoma (lesser devil ray) is the source of this 1120-nucleotide messenger RNA. It is a transcript of the gene exosc4, whose product is annotated as exosome component 4. Gene Ontology annotation, biological process: rRNA catabolic process; U4 snRNA 3'-end processing; poly(A)-dependent snoRNA 3'-end processing. The transcript has 4 exons. Gene Ontology annotation, cellular component: cytoplasmic exosome (RNase complex); nucleolus; nuclear exosome (RNase complex). Bases 325 to 1062 code for a protein of 245 amino acids. Lineage: Eukaryota; Metazoa; Chordata; Chondrichthyes; Myliobatiformes; Myliobatidae. The record is from RefSeq and is a predicted model, not a curated record.